Molecule: messenger RNA, 432 nt
Organism: Penicillium paradoxum
Lineage: Eukaryota; Fungi; Ascomycota; Eurotiomycetes; Eurotiales; Aspergillaceae
Exons: 3
Coding region: 1-432 (143 amino acids)
Source: RefSeq, a predicted model, not a curated record
AUGGGCAGGCUCAUCAAGAACCACUGGGGGCGAUUAAUCAUUCUCACCGCGGCAGCUUACCAGAUCGCAAGCGCCAUCGAAGGCUUUAUCUGGCCCAAGGUAUUCUGGGACUUCAUCUCCAGGAACCUUGAUGCAGCGGUCGCUCCGAUUCCCGUACUCCAAAUCCUAAACCUCAUCAUGGGCCUCGUUGGGAUAGCCUGGGAAUGGCCUCUCAAGCCGUUUGUCAAUACGGGAGUGCACCGCAGCAUUGAAUUUCGUCUCAUCAUCUACCCGCUCAGCGCCUUACUCGCUGCGCUUCUUUACCAAGGCACCGACCCUGCGAUAUAUUAUUUGAUUGGAAUCGGUGUCUAUUUCUGGGCUUACAGCGAAGGCGAGGUCGUCUGUCCGGAACCUUGGACCUUGCCAAAACGGCUUGCACUAAUGAAAGCAUAA